AAGCAAGAUUCAUCUUGUAAGGGUUCUUCAUUGGUGGGCAGAAUCCAGUUAAUGAUCAGGUUUCCGGUAGUCAGAGAACUUGCCUUGUUGGUGCCCAGCAGCACAGUUUCUUGCUUUCUUGCCACGGCGUAGUGAAAGCCGGUCCACACCAGGAGCGGGAUUAUAAGUGAAAAACCGACGUCCCUUGGUGGCUUUUGUAGAAAUCCUUGGGAGGAAUGAGGUGGUGAAAGGUGGUCUGAUGCUGUGGUUUGCACCCUGACAUGGCUGACUUUCUUGCCACGCUUUGCCACACAGAUGUUGACAACCCAUUCCCAGUAUUGAUUAAUGGUGGCCUCAGCCACUGCUUCAAUCUGUUGGUCCUCAGCGUGUUACCACACAGCUUUCUCGCUUGUAUCAGUGCCUGUUACCUGGGUACUGCACGCUCCCGAUGGAGAGGCUCGGUGUGGUGUGGCUGGCGCUGCCGGAUCACAGCCUCAUUUCUGCUGGCUUUGCUCUUCCUGAUGGAUGUUUUGGUGGUUGUAGCGUGGACUCCAGACCUAGCCACCUUGUGGCUGGAGGUGCUAGCAGGCUUGGUGUCUGCCCUGGCCUGGUUGGUUCACGGAAUGGCAGCCGUAACCCUUAGCCGGCUGCCCCUUGGGUCACAGUGGGGCCCAGUGCCGCUUGGGUGCCUGCCUCUGCUCCCAAUCCCUACACUGAUCAUUACCCUGGUGUCUGACUGUCGUCUCGGGUAUCUCUCAUGGGACUGGGAUUCCCCGCCUCCAGCCAUAUUGAGAUCAGCACUGGUUUGCAUUGAGUUAUCUCUGCUCUUUAUCUACCUCCUGGCCUUCAUUAUCUCUUGCCUGAGAGCAGGGGAAUUGGUGGAAGGUGUCUCUGAGCGGGAACCGCUCCUGCCCAGAGCAGGCUACCCUGAGGGGAGGCCUGUGGAAGAGGACGGAGCAGGCUGCCUCUCCCGGCUAUUCUACCUCUGGCUGAACCCAAUGAUGGAGCGGGGCCGCAGUGGGGAACUGAGUCGGCCUUGUGAUGUUUGCCUCCUGCCACCAGCGCUGGAGAUUCGCCAGGUGGAGGAGCGUAUGGCCGAGUGUUGGCAGCGAUGCAGGGGAGCGAGCUGGGUGUCGGCGGGGCAGGGCGACCCAAGCAAGUCGUGGAGGGGAUUAGAGCAGCCCGAAGUGGCCCCCUCCCUAGUUGAGCAAGAGGAGUUGUGUCUCCUCUCUGUCUUUCACCGGGCAUUCGGCCGUCGUUACUACAUGCUGGGGCUGCUGAAGCUCAUGGCCAGCAUGCUGGGCUUCGUGGGGCCCCUCUUGCUCAGCUGCCUAGUGACCUACAUGGAGUCCGACAGCCAGCCUGUGAGCCUGGGGUUUGCUUACGCCCUCGGGCUGUGCCUCAGUACCCUGACGGCUGCCUUCCUCAGUAACCAGUUCUCCUACCAAGUGCUGAAGGUGAGCUUGGAGGCCCGGGCGGCCAUGGUUUGUGCUGUGUACCGGAAAGCACUGCGGGUCAAUGCCACCACCCUGUCCAGCUUCACCACGGGAGAGAUUGUCAACUUCAUGAGCACUGACACUGAGCGGCUGAUGAACUUCUUCCCCAGCUUCCACGAGCUGUGGAGCCUGCCCCUCACGUUCGCUGUCACCCUCUACCUCCUGCACCUGCAGGUGGGGGUGGCCUUCCUGGGGGGGCUGGGGGUGGCCAUCCUGCUGGUGCCCCUGAACAAGGUGAUCGCCAGCAAAAUCAUACAGAGCACAAGCGAUAUGUUACAGCACAAAGACGCCAGAGUGAAGCUGAUGACAGAGAUCCUGUUCGGGAUACGAGUGCUGAAGUUUUAUACCUGGGAGAAGCACUUCAUCUCGAUGGUUCAGAGUUGCCGGAAGAAGGAGCUGAGCUGCAUAAAGGUCAUCAAUUACCUGGACGCAGUUUGUGUCUACACCUGGGCCGCUCUUCCCGUCGUCAUCUCCAUCCUCACCUUCAUGACCUAUGUGCUGCUAGGCCACAAGCUUACUGCUCCCAAGGUGUUCACUACUCUGGCUCUGGUGGAAAUGCUGAUCAUGCCUCUGAACAACUUCCCCUGGAUACUAAAUGGAAUACUGGAGGCAAAAGUUUCUCUCGAGCGGAUCCAGCGAUUCUUGAAACUCUCGGAUCAGGAUCUAAGCAGCUAUUACACCACCAGCACAGAGCUUUCCGGUCCUGAGGAUAGUGGGUGCUGGGCUGUCAAGCUACAUGAUGCUACAUUCUCCUGGGUACACCAGCGUGCUAGUGCCAGUGACCUCAGUCAGCCUGACAGCAGCUCCUCUCAGGAGGGGAGCUUGGAGCUCUGCAACCUGAACCUCCGAGUCAAACAGGGGGCGCUUGUGGGUGUUCUUGGGAAGGUUGGCUGUGGCAAGAGCUCCCUGUUAGCAGCUAUCACUGGAGAAAUCAACAGGAAGGAUGGCACAGUGUCUGUCUCGGUGCUGGAGCGUGGCUUUGGCCUGACUACGCAGGAGGCCUGGAUCCAGCACAUGACCAUCCAGGACAACAUUCUUUUCGGCAAGGAAUUUGACGCUAAACGCUACCAUGACGUGAUCGAGGCAUGUGCUCUGUCCGAGGACCUGAACAUGUUACCAGCCGGUGACCAGACGGAGGUUGGGGAGAAUGGGAUAACCCUCAGUGGGGGGCAGAAAGCCCGUAUUGCCCUUGCUAGAGCCGUUUACAUGGACCAGGACCUGUAUCUCCUGGAUGACCCGUUGGCUGCGGUUGACUCUGAUGUUGCUGGUCAUCUCAUGGAGCAGUGCAUCAUGGGAAUUUUAAAGGACAAGACCAGAAUCCUUUGCACGCACCGGGCAGAAUUCCUGAACAAGGCCGACGUCCUGGUGCUGAUGGACAACGGCCGGAUCAUCCGAGCAGACACUCCAGCAGAAAUCCUGCCACUGGUCCAAGCAACCUCCAGUAUCCACAGCAAGGCUCCGAGUCAGCAACCUGCAGAAUCUGCAAUGAAGGGCAGUGCUAUUGUGGUGGAGGAGGAGGCCUAUGACAUUGUCUGCACGGACAGCGUCCAAGUGUCUGAGGAGGACAAGAAGGUGGGAGCGGUGACGCUGCGAGUGUACAGUGCUUACUGGCACGCAGUUGGCUGCUGCCUGGCAUUUUCCAUCCUCGUCUCUCUUCUACUGAUGCAAGCUUCCCGGAAUGUAUCCGACUGGUGGCUCUCCAACUGGAUCUCCAACCUGCAGCACCAAAGCAACAUGUCUGGCAAUGGCUCCUCCACCAGCAGCAGCACCUUUCCACACCUGCUGCUGUUCUAUUCUAACCUUUUCAUAUCCCCAGUCACAGUCGGAGGGAAUCUCUCAUCCCAAGUCAAGUUCUACCUCACAGUGUAUGGGUGCAUCGCAGCAUCCAACACGGUCUUCACUGCCCUGCGUGCCUUCCUGUUUGCAUACAGUGCUAUCCGGGCUGCCACCACCAUCCACAACAAGCUGCUGAAGCAAGUGCUGAAGGCCACAGUGACUUUCUUUGACAUGACCCCCGUGGGCCGCAUCGUGAACCGCUUCUCCUCGGACCUGUACUGCAUGGACGAUACGCUUCCCUUCAUCCUCAACAUAUUCCUGGCCAACCUGUUUGGGUUGCUGGGCACCGUGAUUGUAAUCAUCUACGGGCUGCCCUGGAUCGUGCUGAUGCUCCUGCCUCUGGCCGCAUUGUACUUCCACAUCCAGCGCUAUUACCGCUGCACCUCACGGGAACUAAAGCGGCUGAGCAGCCUGAGCCUCUCGUCCAUCUACACACAGUUCUCGGAGACGCUGACUGGCCUCAGCACCAUCCGGGCCUCGAGGGCCAUGGACAGAUUUGAGUGGGAGAACGCGAGCCGCCUGGAGACGAACCAGCGCUGCCUCUUCGCCUCCGGCACUGCCAUCCAGUGGCUGGACAUUCGCUUGCAGAUGGUUGGCGUUGCUGUGGUCACCGCCAUUGCUGCUAUUGCUGUCAUUGAACAUCAGAUGAAAGUCGGGGACCCCGGGCUUGUGGGGCUGGCCUUGUCCUAUGCACUGUCCAUCACAAAUGUGCUCUCUGGCCUCGUCUCUAACUUUACGCAGACAGAAAUGCAGAUGGUGAGCGUGGAGCGAAUAGAGGAGUAUUCAACAGAAAUCCCCACGGAGCCACAGCACAGUACCCUGCAGGUUCCUGACACUUGGCCUGCCCAGGGUUUGGUGGAGUUCCGGGACGUGGUGCUGAGGUACCGGCCAGGACUCCCUAGGGCACUCAACAGGGUUAAUUUCCAAAUCCGGGUCGGUGAGAGAGUGGGGAUCGUGGGCCGAACGGGAUCCGGGAAGUCCAGCAUGUUCCUUGCACUCUUCCGCAUGGUGGAACUCAGCGAGGGUCAGAUUCUUAUCGACGGCAUCGACACCAAAGCUGUCAGUCUGGAAGAACUUCGGUCCAGGCUCGCCAUCAUCCCACAGGAUGCCUUUCUGUUCAGCGGCUCAGUGCGUGAGAACCUGGACCCCUUGGGCCGGCACACUGAGCAGCAGCUCCUCCGCGUGCUGAAGCAGUGCCACCUGCUGCAACUGGUCAACAGAAUGGGUGGCCUAGGGGCAGAGCUGGGAGAGAAGGGCAGGAAUCUGUCCGCCGGACAGAAGCAGCUGGUCUGCCUGGCGCGGGCACUUCUCACUCAGGCUAAGGUACUGUGCAUUGACGAAGCCACCGCUAGCGUGGACCAGAGAACAGAUCAGCUGCUGCAGCAGACAAUACGGGAGGAAUUUGCAGAUAAAACUGUACUUACCAUUGCACACAGGUUGAACACAGUGAUGGAUUCAGACCGGGUUCUGGUGAUGCAGGCCGGAAGGGUGAAGGAGUUUGACUCUCCCUUGGUUCUCUCCCAAAAGCAGAACUCACACUUUUAUCAACUCCUACAUUGCUCUCAGGACUGAGAGAGAGAUCAGGGGCCACCAAGAGGUAACUGGUGUCUAAGACUGUCUGUUCCAGUGCACUCCCCCCCCCCCCACCUGGACAUACGUCAGCUCCCCCUUAACCACCCUGCAUCUUUGAGCUGUUUGGGUGUAACAGACAAAUGGUGCGGAUGGCUGUUUCUCCAUUGUGUGAUGUAAGGUUUGCUUAUUCUCUCAGGCUGAACACACAUUGAUGGAAACGGUGAUGGUUAAUUCUUUCUGAACCUUUUCCUUUAAUUAUUGUACUGUACGUACUUUCAGAAAUAUUUUCAGCUGCUUUUAUUAAUGGUGAAAGGAAUUAUUUUUUAAUUGUGGUUUGGAUUCUCUUUGGCUCAGUGUUUAAUGAAGGAUACAAUAGGUGUUUAUUGGAUAGGAUGAGAGGGUGGGAUAACAACUUUAUAUUGAUACGGCACCGUUAAGGUUGCAGGCAAUUGUCAAGUGUCGUAACCGCUGAAUGUGAUGCACGUUUGCGAAUGUUGUUGCAAUAAGAUGAAUGAUUUCAACGCCUUGAGAUGUGAAAGGUGCUAUACAAAU
Callorhinchus milii (elephant shark) is the source of this 5435-nucleotide messenger RNA. It is a transcript of the gene abcc10, whose product is annotated as ATP-binding cassette, sub-family C (CFTR/MRP), member 10. The transcript has 22 exons. NCBI's taxonomy places the organism in Eukaryota, Metazoa, Chordata, Chondrichthyes, Chimaeriformes, Callorhinchidae. Gene Ontology annotation, biological process: transmembrane transport. The coding region runs from base 261 to 4883 and encodes 1540 amino acids. Gene Ontology annotation, cellular component: membrane. Gene Ontology annotation, molecular function: ABC-type transporter activity; ATP hydrolysis activity; ATP binding. The record is from RefSeq and is a predicted model, not a curated record.